AAUAAGGCGUGCUAAUGCUUACGUUUUACUUAAAUUAAAUCCGAAAACGAAGAUCAAUGAAGGAUUACCAAGUCACGAUUUGCUGUAGCUAUUUCUGGAUGCAUCGAAGAAGCAGUAGUAACUAUAUUAAAUGAUGAUAACAUGUUUAGAUGGGAACAUUCGCACGACUGGUUCGUAACAUCUUACAAAAGACAAGAAAAAAUUGUUUUUGGAGAACGAAUGAUUGCAAUAUCAAUUAUCAAUGUAGAUUUCGAGUUCCUAAGCGGUCACAUAGUUAAUGACAAGAAUGGUUAUCAACGCAUGAGAAUCAAAAUAUGGGAAUCAUACGGACUAAAUAUUACGAUCCUUGUCGGUCUCGAUUCGACUAAACGAUAAGAAUGCAAGCUUAUUGUAAAAACAGCGAUAGAUAAAGGAUUCUUCAAUGGUAUAUUCAAUCUCGCAGUUUCUUUGACAGACAGUAUUUGUAAAAAUCAAAUGUUGAGAACUUUUGAAGAACCUUUCAAUGGAAAAGCUUGGCCCACGAAAUGUUUAGAAAAAGUGACUAGAAAACUUUGUCCAGAUCUACGACAUUUCGUGGUCUUUUCUUCAGUUUCGUAUGGGAAAGGAAAUCCCGGUCAAACUACGGUAUGGCUAAUUCGAUCAUGGAAAGAAUAUACGAAAAAAGAGUAGAAGAAAGUUUGCCUGGAUUAGCUAUUCAAUGGAGUCUAAUUGAAGACUUUGGACACUCAGAAUAAGCAACUUAAUGUUAUCGUUAGUACUCUACAACAAACAAUAACAUCAUGUUUAAAAGAACUCAAUCGAUUUUUACUACAGGAUAAACCUAUAGUAACUUAUAUGCUAGUUGCUAAUAAACAAGCAGAUAGUGACGGUGUGAAUAAUGUUGUUGAUACUGUCUUAAACAUUAUGGAUAUUAAAGAUUUAAAGAUUGUCAGUCACCAUACUUCCUUGGCUGGAUUUGGAUGGAUCCUAUGACGGCUGUAGAAAUAAGACAAACGUUAGAGCAUGAAUAUGAAAUAUAUCUCACACCAUAAAAUAUUCAAACCUUAAACUUCGUCAAACUCAUGGAAAUGAAUGAUCAACUGAUAUAUAAUAAUAAUCAUAAUAAAAGUGCUAUAAAAAAAAUAUUAACUGAUACAAAAAUGUUGACGCAACUAUUCGAUGAAGUACCUUCCUCCAAAAUAACUAUUCCGCUUAAAACUAAUCCAGAGGAAGGUCGGAACGAAGUAUUCUACAAAUUAUGAAUUACAAACUAUAGAGGAGAUGGCUAUUUCCUGAUGGCCAAUUCAUUUCUAUCGAUAUAUUUUUGUGUUAAAAAAAAAAAGAAAAAGAUAUUUAAUUAAACCUAAUAUUAUUAAAUCUUACGCAUUGACAUAUUAUAUAACUUUAUAUAUUAUAGCAUAUAUUAGAAAAACUUAAAGAUCGAAGAGAUUUCACGUUAGCGGGAUAUUUGUUUGGAUCGUUUAUAACAUUGAACUGACACAUAUGUUAGAAUCCAAAAGAUUUAAAGGCCAGCUAAUUUUAAUAGAUGGUGCAAAUAAAAUCAUUUAUAAACCAAUACAUGCAUUUAUCAUGGAAGGAAGAACUAGAAAGCAAUAUUUUGCUUGGCAUCAUGAAUGCAUUUACACUUACUAACAGUGAACGGAUACGAUAUUUCCUUCUUUCUAUUUUUUGUAAGUGUCAUACUAAUUUCCAAAUAUUAUUUCGCAGAUUGUAAUUGAAUUAAAAAAAUGUAAAACGUCGAAUGAGAAAAUAAAUACAUUAUUUAAUGUGAAAUCUUCUGAACAGAGGCAGUUACAUAUGAAAAAAAUUCAAAAAAGCAUUAUUCUCUCAUAUUAUGUGAGAUUGCAAGCGGCCAUGAAAUAUAACCGAUACCAUAUAUAAGAACACCAAACACAUUAUUUAAACCGAAGUUAUUGAUAUAGAUUUGAGGAUUGUUGAAGAAUUUAAAGAAAAUCUUGAAUGAAAGAAAACUAAUAAGAAUAAAAUUAAUAAAAUUAAUAUCCCGAGGAUAGAUGAUUUAUAUGUGGUAGAUUGUGAUUGCAUAUAAGUUGCUGAAAUUAUCUAACGAAUUUAUUUUAACAUUAAAAUAAAAAUAAAAAAUUUUAAAUAUAAAAUAUUGAGUUUUUUGAAAUAAAAAUUUAAAGGUAGACGCUUUUAAACUUUACGCGACUUAUGGGACAUCAUAAAUAACUAUUGUCUUUAAAUCUAAAACGUCGUCGUAAUUUUUUCUUGCUGUUAUAGUAGCAAAUGUUUUUUUACGGAAAUCUAUAAUAGAUACUGAUUUCAUUCAUUUUUAUUAUUUACUAAUAGAUGUCUAAAGAUAGAAAUAUAAAUGGCGUUGUUAAACGGGAACAUGUAAAUUUAUGGAAAAAGCUGUAAUUACAAACAGUAUUUAUUAUAUUUCUACGAAUUGUAAUAUUCUUAGAAAUACAAUGCAAUUCAUUAAUACAACACGUCGAUCGACACGCCCCUCCUUGGCGCUUAGUUUGAUUAUUUUUCUUUUGAAUCGUGUUGUAUCGUCGAUAAAACAGAAAAUCAUUGAUACCAACCAAAUCAACCGGUUAGUGUAUAGGUUGAAUGCAAUUACUGAAGUAAAGUGAAGUCAGACGUAUAUCAAUAGAUUGACAAAAUUACGCAAAGAAAAACAUGAUUGACAGAAACCGAUAACCGUCCAAGGUCCAUAGAAUUUUUUUUCAUCGUAUAAGAUUUUACUUUGUUGAUCUUAAUAAUAUAAAUUAUAAAUUAUUCGUUGAAAUAAUGAUGCUUCGAUUGUAAAGUGGAAAAGCUUCCCGAAAAUUCUAUCGUCUUCUUGGUUAUUCUUCCGCUCGAAUUGUGCUAAACUGCAAAACGUUCAAUUUUAUCAAAUAUAAGUGCUUGAGAAAAAAGAUUUACAAGCGCUUGGAAAAGGAACUGUGUAUAUUUGUUAAAUUUUAGUUAGAUAUUUUCAGCCUUAAACAUUGUUUUGUAUACGUAUCGUGUUGUUUUUUUUUUUGUUUUUAUUUUUUACGCAGUAAAAAUCGAUCGAUUGUCUGUUGUUGAUUAUAACUUGAUUCUACGCGCCACUUGAUUCUAAUCAACGAUCUUUGCUUUUCCUUUUUUGUUUUUAUAUAUAUCGAAAUUUGAAACGUUUAUUGCCAACAAAAUUAUAUUUAAGGCAGACGAUGUGACUUUUGUAAAUCAGUGAAUACGUGACUCGAGUGAGCCCGCUGUGUUUGUGUUCUUUCCUAAUAUAGUUGGAUAUUUAUUUCUACUUAUUUUUUUAAUAUUUUUCUAAUAUUAAAGAAAAUAUAUAUUUGAAGUGUCUUCUUGUUGACUAAGUGGCUCUUUAAAUCUUCAAAUUCGAAAUUUCAGAUUUUUGAAAUUUUAAUAACUUUUAUUCUAAAAUAUAAUAGUGUUAUUAUUUGGUAUGGUAAUUCAAGGACUAAAAUUAUCGAUAGUGCUUGUUAGUUUACAAUUUCAUCGCCUCUAAGAAUAUCUCUAAGUAUAUAGAUUUGUUAUAACAAAUUCUGUGCCACGCAUCAAUCAAAGCAUUAAACAUGGAAUUCCCUUUAUGGAAUAAGUUUUUUAUUUUUGCUGAUAUUAUAAUGAGAGUACCACCUUUGUUCAUCAUCGAUGGAUUACUUCGAAUUCGUCUUGGAUUACCAGAUGAAACUGUUGUACUAAAUAGUACAGACAAUGACUUCAAAAUUGAUAGUGUAUUGAAUACUUUCGCUGAGUCUUUUCCCUUGGUUGGUCCAGAAUCUUUUUUAUUUGAAUACUUUAACUUCGAACAAGAUGGUUACCAAAUGUUUAUUGUGAUAAUGUUGAAAUUUAUAAUAUGCUGUAUAGGAUGUAUAGCGGCUUUGUGCACAUUUAUGUUAUGGACGAAACAUCUUAUAAUUGUGUACUUAUAUAUGAUAUCUAUAGGAGUAAUAUUUAUAUCCUAUUGGUCUAAUGUUAGUACUAUCAAAGCUGUUAUAGCAUAUGUGAGCAAGCCUGAUUAUACAACCAGUAUAUUGGAUGAUAUAUUACAUUUGAAUCUGACUUCUAUUAUCAAGGAAGGAACAGGAUCUCUGCUUUUUCAAAACUAUAUAUUACAGUGUUUGUUGGCUAGCAUUUUUUGUUAUAUACACUUUGCUCCAAGAUAUUUAAUUCUUCAGAAAUUGCUGGUAAUGAGUUUUAUGACACCAUCACUUCUGGCUAUCCAUCCAUUACCUACGUCGAUUCUUUAUAAUGCGCCAGUUUUUGCAACACUGCUUCCAUUAGCUGUUUGUAAAUUUAUUAUUUGGUACAAUGGCGUUUUAAUUCUGAAAACCAUUUAUAUGGGAUAUGCUCACGCACGCAAUUUUAUAAGUAAUUAUGGUCUAUCUGCUCUUGUAGAGACAGAAUGGUUUCGUCUAAACGUACCAUGCGUAUUACGUACGUUUUGGUUGUUGAGAAUAGGAGAACAAGUUAUACAAAUUUUGGGGAAUCAUUAUGGAGAUGAAAAUUUCUCAUAUUAUGAUAUGCUCAGAACCUUAUUGGUAAAUGGAUGUGAGACCUUGACUGCAGUGUUAGGGAUGACUAGUAUAAUUUCACUUAUUUGCCAUUAUAUUGGUUGUUUCUUCCAAUGGGUAUUAUUGACUGAAGAUGGAGAUGAAAAAAGCAUCGGCACGAUAUCCGCUAUAUUAUUCUACAUAUUAGCACUUCAAACUGGAUUGACAAGCUUAGAUAGAGAAAAUCGAUUAGUCAAAUUAUGUAGAAAUUUUUGCUUACUAUUUACUGCAGUAUUACAUUUUGUACAUAACAUUGUAAAUCCACUCUUAAUGUCUCUUAGUGCCUCACAUAAUCCAGCACUGCAUAGGCAUCUGCGUGCUCUUGCAGUUUGCGCCUUCCUUAUAUUCUUUCCAGUUUCUCUAUUGGUAUUUCUUUGGUCACAAUUUAGUGUGAGCACAUGGUUAUUAGCUGUGUCUGUUUUCAGUGUUGAGGUAAUAGUCAAGGUAAUGGUAUCUUUGGCUAUAUAUAUCUUAUUUCUCAUUGAUGCAUAUCGCACUGCAUUUUGGGAAGAGCUAGAUGAUUGCGUAUAUAUUAUAAGAUCUUUUGGCAAUAUCAUAGAAUUUGCCUUUGGUGUUAUAUUACUCUUCAAUGGUUUCUGGAUAUUAAUCUUUGAAGCUGGCGGUACUAUUCGUGCUAUUAUGAUAUGCAUUCAUGCAUACUUCAAUAUUUGGUGUGAAGUCAAAGCUGGAUGGCUAGUUUUUAUGAAGAGACGAACUGCAGUCAACAAAAUUAAUUCUUUAGCCGAAGCGAAGUUUGAACAGCUACGAUCUCUCAAUGACGUAUGUGCCAUAUGUUAUCAAGAAAUGCAGGCUGCAAAGAUAACACGCUGCAAUCAUUACUUCCACGGCGUAUGCCUACGAAAAUGGCUCUACGUACAAGAUCGAUGUCCACUUUGUCACGAUGUCGUUUAUAAACCUCAAAAUAAGGAGGAAUGUUCUACGGAUUCGCUGUCACCAGAAUAAGAGAGAAAACAAAUAAAUAAAUAAAAGGACGGGGAUAACGAAGUCUUCCAAAAAGGAGAUCAGAAUGAGUUGGAGCAAUUUUAAGAAAGACCCGUCAUUGGAAGAGAUAAUAGACAAAACUCUUCAAUGGGGAUAAUUACUAUGACACAGCUUCAUUGUGAUAUUCUUUAUACUAAUAAAUAUUGCGAACUUAAGGAGGCUUAAAUUGUGCGACAUCGAUUUGUAAAAUAUCAUUUGAUUAUUUUCUUUCUUAUAAUAUAUUACGUUAAUAUGGUGUAGAAAAAAAUAUGAGGCUCGAUAAUAGGAUUUAAUCCAUUCUUCCUUAAAUUUACUUUACGCUAUUGUAUGCGUUCGUUAUCAAACAAUAUAAUUAAAGAAACUUAACAAGUGGUAUAAUUGACUACAACAUGUUAAUAAUGUAAUUAUCUACGAAUUAGAUUUAUAUUAAUCUCUCUCUCUCUUCCUUUCUUUUUCUCUUUCUCUUUUUCACUACAUUAUAUCUUAUUUUUUUUAUAUACAAUUAUAAUUAGAUUAACAUAAAAAUCUCUAUUCGUAUCUACUGUUAUAAUACAGUUGAAAGCUUGAAAAAAAAAUAAAUUUAUAUUCAUAUCAGAUUUAGAAAUAUUUUAAGUAUAUAUACAUAUAUCUCUUUCGUACCUGGCAUAUCUUAUUGCCGAGAAUGAUGUCUGCACAAAGAUUCGAAGCCUAAUCUUAAGCUUAUGUACAUACGCUUUACGUGUAUAUAUGCAUGUAUACAUUGAGAUCGUUAAGUUAAACAUGAGUAUAACAUUGUUUUAUCCCGAAUAUUUUACAUAUCAUGUAUGUUAUUUGAUUAUUUCGUAUAUACUUUUCCACUUGAUUCUUUUCUUAUUAAUAAGUGACAUAGGUACACACUUUUAUUUAUCAUUAGAUUUCUGAACUUUAUAGAAUAUUCAUGUGAAAUUCAUUUAUCACAAAUUGAUAUUAAUUUUUUUGUUUUGUUUUGUAAUUAAUUAAUGUAAAUAUAAAUGUAGACGAAUCAAAAAAAUAUUGAUUAAUAACAUGAGUGAAAACGACGUAAAAUAUGUCAUAAAAGGCAAAUUUGAAAGUGUAUAAUAAUUGUCAAGUGGUAGAUCAAUUUGUAUAUACAUAUAUGAACACUAUAAAUUUUCUUUAAGCUCAGUAAUCUAAAUUAAAUAAAUUGUAUGUGUGUAUAGAUAAAAAGAUUAGUUGAGUUAAAUCCAUUCGAUCAAUCAAUACUCUUUAUAGAACAUUUGAAUUUCAUUAAUUAAUACAAAAAAAAAAAAGAACAAAGAGAUAAGGAUCUAUCUACAAAAUAAAAAAUAAAAAAAAAAAAUAAAAAAAAAAAUAAAAAAUAAAGGCAUGAUGUAAUAAAAUUCAAAGUGUAAUAAUAGGUGAUAAAUAGCAUGCAAGAGGGGAUAGUGUUUUCAUAAAAUCGUAAUAGUAUAACAUUUAUCCGUCUUACGAAAAUGAAAAUAAUGCGAUGAUCUGCUUAAGAUAAUGAAUAAAGUAAACAUCAUGUGUAUGUAAUUUAUCGAUACUAAUAAUGUUUAUUGUUAAAAAAGAAAAAAAUCAUAACAAUAUUCUGUUUGUGGGUAUACAUGGAGAAGAAAAAGAGAUCAUUAAAACAUUCUAUUUUUUAAUCGAAUAUUUAUUUCUUCCUCUUCAGUUAUUUUAACAGCGACAAAUAUUAUGAUAAAAAAAAAAAAAAAAAAAAAAAGGUAUAAGAUGUUCGGAGUUGCAUGCGGUUUUUAUAAGAUUAUUUACAGUACGUAUUUACAGUACGCACAGCAUCAGUUGCUCCUCUUUCCCCCUCCCCCCCCUCUCCUUUCUCGCUAUAUAUUAUUACUUACUGCACGUUCGAACUUGAAAUCUCAAAUGUCAGUCGUGUGCGUACUUUGAACGAGCGAGGGUUGUGUGGUGCCUCUGACGACUUCGAAAGCUGUUUAGAACGAACGAACGAACGAAGAUAAA
This is a messenger RNA of Vespa velutina, 7451 nucleotides long. It is a transcript of the gene Trc8, whose product is annotated as protein TRC8 homolog. The record is from RefSeq and is a predicted model, not a curated record. The transcript has 5 exons. Bases 3537 to 5477 code for a protein of 646 amino acids. Lineage: Eukaryota; Metazoa; Arthropoda; Insecta; Hymenoptera; Vespidae. Gene Ontology annotation, biological process: ERAD pathway. Gene Ontology annotation, molecular function: ubiquitin protein ligase activity. Gene Ontology annotation, cellular component: endoplasmic reticulum; endomembrane system.